AACCUGUUCACCUCAGAACCCGGCGGCAGGCACAUUCAGGCUGGGGCCAGCUCAGAAGCUGGCCAAACAUCUUUCCGCUCGCUACAUGCUCGACUCGAGAGCCGCCGGCUGCGAAGUGAUUUUCAGUCAAUCUCGUGUCGCUCCUUGGAGGGGAUGAGUCUGGAUUUGUGAGGUGAAUGAGUAAAGCAUGCAUCGAAGAGCCCCCCCCCACCGCGCAAUUCUACCGCCGAUGCUGGCAGAGCGCAGAAAUUUGCUUCAAUGGGAGACCCACUAGCGGCUGCGCGACGAAGUGCGAUGAUGGGCUCGAUAAGCAGACGAAAGCCAAGCUUGGCCGCAUGACACACCCGCUGUGGUCGAAGGCGUCGGACAGACGAACAUCACUUGCAUCUCUCACUGCGCUAGCCUUUUCACAAGCGCCACGAUGCGCCUUCACCAGACUGACUAUAUACAACGAACGACAGACGAACGAACGCAAACUCAGCGCUCUCCUCUACGACUGGCUUUUGCGCGCGAUCCUCGACAGCCACACCUGCUGCUGCGUAUAGUGCAUGCAAGCCUCGAUGUCGACCUCAGCUCAGGAACAGAGGACCAUUUAUAAUCUUGAGUCUCACUUAGGUCGAGGCCCAGCAGGCAAGGGCUGAUCUGAUGCAGGAACGUCGCUUGUGGCGAGAUGAACGAACAAAUUUUCAAUCAAAUGGCCUUGCUGCAACGCUACCCCCCGUAUAUGGAAGCAAGCCCAGCAUCUCGUUUGCCUCUCACGUCCAUCGGCACGACAUCGCUCCCAGCACUCCUCCGGCCAGCGCUCCUUCCAUGCAUCGCGGUGUUUGUCGUACACAGGCAGCAAACAUCUGAUCAACUUUCAACCUCCGCAACACAUCCCUCAGUCUGCUGCAAGCCACCACUAUACAGACAUUUCGUUCCCGUGGGCACUGUAGAACGACGUAUCCGCCCGCCGGAUGUAAAGCCGCUUUGCCGUAGGCAGUCAAAGCGCAAUUCUCCGGGCUUUGAUUCUCAACUUCUGAUACGCUGUGCAAGGUUUCGGCUCGACUGUCAUUGGACAAGCUGCCUUAGCGCAAAACGUACGAGCUAGGGUACAAAUAAGUAGGAAAAAUACGAGUCGUUGUUCAAUUCCUACGCAACAUCCUGCUUCCCUCUGCUCUCUGCUCGAUUUAAGUUUGCCCCGAUCCGCCGACUCCCUCCUGCA
Messenger RNA from Ceraceosorus bombacis, 1204 nucleotides. The record is from the annotation of a GenBank genome assembly. Lineage: Eukaryota; Fungi; Basidiomycota; Exobasidiomycetes; Ceraceosorales; Ceraceosoraceae.